CCCUCGCGCCCUGGCGCCGACGGCGGCUACCCCGCCCCUCCGCCGCCGAGGCGGCUCGGCGCCCCGGCGCAGCCCCCGCCCGGCAGCCCGCCGGGCAGCGCGGGCGAGCUGUUGGCGCUGCGCGCCGAGAACGCGAGGCUGCUGCAACGCCAGCUGUCCCUGGAGCAGCAGCUGCGGGAGCUUCGGCCGGGGCUUUGGCGGCAGUGUGAGGAGGAGGCCGCGCUGGGCGUCGCGCGCCGGGCGCGCGAGGUGGCCGCCUGCGUCUCGAGACACGAGGAGCAGCUGCAGCGCGUGUCGCAGCGGUACGAGCACGAGCUUGCCGCGGCACGGACCAGCGCAGCUGCCCCGGCCACACCUCGGUCAGCCCGGCUGCCGCCCGUUGGGAGCGAGGGCCUCUGUGCCGAGCCCCAGACGCCCAGGGUAUCGUGGCAUGCCGCGGAAGCAGAGGUGCACAAGCGGCAGCGGCGAGAGCGCAGGCGGGAGGAACGGCGGGCGGUAGAGGGCCGUGCUGGGCGCGAGCGGGUCCGGCUCGCGGCCACCUCUGCCGUAGCCCUGGUCGUUGCGGGCAGCGGUGGCGCGGUCAGCGUGCUGGGGCGGCUAGCCUUGGCGCACUGGCGGACGUUUGCAAGGGCUCGGCUGGCCAUCGCCUCUGCGGCCGUUCUGGCUGGGCGCCGUGGCGCGGCGAGCCUCGCGUUUGGACAGAUGGUCUUGGCGCGCUGGCGUGCCUUCGCGCAGGUCCGGCUCGCGGUCGCCUGCGCCGUGGCCGUGGCCUGCAGCGGCGGCGCGGCGGACGCGGCGCUGGCGCCGCUGGUCCUCUCUCGCUGGCGGGCGCUGCUGCCGCGGGGCCGCGAGGCCGGGCUCGCCCGCGCCCUCCGGCGAAGCGCCGGCGGGCAGGCGCUGCUGGCCCUGGCGGCGCCCCUGGCCGCGUGGUGCCGCGAGGCCCGCCGCGCCUCGAGCCUCGAG
Messenger RNA from Prorocentrum cordatum, 963 nucleotides. The record is from the annotation of a GenBank genome assembly. NCBI's taxonomy places the organism in Eukaryota, Dinophyceae, Prorocentrales, Prorocentraceae.